AUGGAUUCGAUCAUUGUUAAUAAACAAGAAACCGAUAAGAAUAAUAAUAAUAAUAAUCAAGAUGAUGAUGAUGAUAGUAAUGGUGUAAAGAAAGAUGAUAAAGCAGUAGACUCUGUUUCAUCAUCGAAUAAUAACGACGUUGUUGACAGCAACAAUAUAAUACAAUCAAUUGAUACAAAGGAGGAAGAGCAUAUUAUUACAACCCCGACAACAGUUCCUACGACAGAACAACAAACAAGUAUAACCACAACGACAAUAAUUACACCACCACAACAACAGCAACAACAACAAGAUGAUAACAUUUUAAAAAAAGAAAUCAUUAUACAAUCACCACAUAGAAAUAAUGAUCAUGAUGAAGAGGAGGAGGAAGAAGAAGAAGAUGAAGUACUUUCACCAACUCAAUUUAAAUCUCCACCUCCACCUCCACAACCUACAACUCCAACAUCAAUUGUAACACCACAACUACAUUUACCUACACCAAGUGGCAAGUACCUUCCAUUGACACCUCAUCUCUCAAAGUUUGAUCAAUUGAGAAUGAUAUCGGAACUGGAACACCAAUCACCACAUGACAAGUUGGCAAACCUCGAAGCUCUAUUGAUUGAAAAGAACCAAAUGAUACUGUCACCGGAAAAGUCUCAUUUUCACGAUUCCAAUGGUAGGUUGACACCUCCUCCAUCAUUUAUCGACGAUCUAUCAUCAUCUGGUGAAAUUGGUAAUAGCUCAGACUCGUUAUUUGGUUCUGAUCAGACAUCAACAACCUCAACCUCAACCACUCAAACCAACAUAACCUCAUCGACAAAUGAAUUGGAUACUGAAGAUAAAAUGAACAUAGAUAUUGGUGGUGCUGAUUCUGACGACACUGAAGAUGAUGAUUUUGACAUGUCCGCCGUAACACUAGAACUUGGUAAAAGUUUUAGUUCUGUAUCAACUCAUUCAGAGUCAUCAUCAUCAUUGUCUCAAUCAACUGGUAGUGCUGGUAACCCUCCACCUCUUUCAACUUUACCAACAACUAAAAAGGAAGGAGAAGGAGAGGAAACAUUAACAUCAACAACAACUACCACCACGACCACUACAACCAAACCAGAUCAACCAACAUUACCAAAACCACCAUUAUUAGUUCCACCACCACCAACAACAAGAGUUAAAAAGGAAAAUACACCUAAAAGAAGUACUUCUACUACUUCAUCAUCAUCAACCGAUAUUGGAGACAAACCAAGUAGUAGUAGUAGUAAAGCAGAUAAAUUAUUAUCAUUUUUAGGAUUUGUUAAAAAGAAAAAGAAUGAUGAUUCUUCUUCUUCUUCUUCUUCUAGUGGUACUACUACGACUGCAGAUCAAAACAUUUCAGGGUUUAAAGAAGAGUAUAUAAGAUAUCUAGACCAUAUGCAAGUAUCUAGUAAAAAUGAAGAAAAGGUUAAAUUUGAAAUGCCAAAGGCGUCGGUUGAGGAUGGCCAUGUAUUUUUAUUGUAUGGAGAUUUAACUAAAUUGGUAUGUGAUGUAAAGAUGGUACCUUGUUCGAAUCAUUCAAUGAUGCGUGUAGCAUUAUCGAGUUGGCUAAAGAAUGAUUGGUUAACAUUUCCAGCCGACAUUAGAAACAAAGUUAUGAUGAGUGUUCCACCUGAACCAUUUAAACGUGGUAUCAGUAGAGUUUAUAAAUGUCAAAGUUGGCCAACUGAAUAUCCAAAUAUAAGUCAACCAUGGUUUACAACAGUAGUACCAAACUUUCAUUAUUAUGAGAGGAUUGGACCUGAAUGGUAUAUAAGUGGAGCAAGAGAGUUUUUAAAUGAAGUUGGAAAGGAUUUGGCAAAGAAUAAACCAAAACCUAAAAAUGGAAGAGCAAAGCAUUUGGUUGCACUUCCCAUCUUGGGAACUGGUGGUGGUGGAGGAUCGUCUAUAGCAGGAUCAAUCCUAUCACUCUUGUUACAGGAAUUGUACAAAGCUACUCGUGUAUGGAAAUAUGAUUGUGUGUUGGUGACAAACGAAUUGCCAAUGUACACGGCUGCACGUAAUGCAAGACGAGAGAUGAUGUCUCAGGACAAAGACUAUUCGUAUAUUUACAACCAACUGUUGGGUGACCAAAUGAUGGAAAAGGCAUCACAGUUGGCAAAGAUGUUGGAUCAAGGUAAAUUGGCGUUGUUCUUGGGUGCUGGAUGCAGCAGAAGUGCAGGUCUACCAACUUGGAUUGGAUUGUUAAACAUGUUGGGUGAAAAGUUGGGAAUGACACAAGACGAGGUGAAAGCAAUGGACCAACUUCAUUAUUUGGAUCGUGCAACAGUCCUUGAAAAUCGUUGGAAAAAGGCACUUGCCAAAUACUCUCCUCCGACAGUUGACGAUGUGACUAAAAGGACAGCUGAUAAGUCGUCGUCGACAUCGCCAAAUAUUACUGCCAAUGCUGAGGAUGGAGCUGAAAACCCACUUGACUAUAUCUCCAAUACAGUCUAUUCAGAGUUACACAGAAACCUGUACAAUGAAAUCAAUAUACCAAUGCAAGAAGAGAUUGCCAAUUUAAUGAAAGUGUCUCAUGCAGGAUUAACCCAUUUCCUAAUGGCAUCGACACCAGCCACCGAUAUUAUUACAACAAACUAUGACCGAUGUUUUGAAAUUGCUAGUACGUCUGUCGGCACAUCUUGUGUGGUUCUGCCAUACGAGUCAUUGAUCAGCAACAGCGAUCAUAAAAAACGUUGGAUUCUCAAAUUACAUGGAUGUGUUUCCAACCCAAUGGAUAUUGUCAUCACAAGAGAAGACUAUAUCCGAUAUGGAGAUAAACGCGAGGCUCUAUCUGGUAUCCUCCAAUCAAGUCUAAUCACCAAACACCUCUUGUUUGUCGGGUUUAGUUUGGUUGACGAUAAUUUCUUUAACGUAAUGUCUGCUGUCAAAUCUGCUACAUUUGCCUCAAAACAACAAAGAAAAUUUGGUACAGCUUUAUUUAUUCAAAAGAAUGAUUUGAUGAGUGAAUUAUGGGGACAACAAAUAGACUUUGUUUGUUUGGACAAGGGAAAUGAAGAUAUUGCAAGAUGUGCAAGAAAACAGGAAAUAUUUUUAGAGUAUCUUAGUUCGAUCAGUAUCAACAAUACAUCGCAUUUGAUGGAACAAAGAUUCGAUUGUAUUUUAAAGGAAGGUGAAAAGGUGUUUAGAGAUAGUUUAAUCAAAUUUGUUGAAGACUUGCCAGAAGAGGCAAGAGAAACACAAGUUUACAAAAAAUCAAUCGAUACUAUUACUAUUACUAUUACAAAAGUUAUACCCUAUAUUAUGAAUAGAAAAGAUAGUAAAGAUGAAGAAGAAAAAGAAGUAGAGAAUGAAAUAAAUGCAACAACAACAACAAUUGCAGAGGAAGAAGAAGAAGAGGAUGAUGAUCGUCGUACAUAUUCAUUACCGUGGCCUAUAAUACAACGUAUAUUGAAAUUGGCAAGUCGUACUCUAUGUACUUGUGUCAAUAAAGAUGCUUUGAAAAGAGCUCACGAAACUAGAUCAGAAGUUAGUUUCUUCGAGCAAAUAUAUACAGAGUAUUGCCAACUUACCAAUAUUACCCCAUCCGAAGACGAUCCUCAACUCCGGUCGGUACUUCAUAAAAGAUUGUGUGCCCAACAAGAUAUCAACCAACACUCAUUGACAAGAGAUCAAUUGUGUGCACUUCAUCAAUUCAAUCUUGACAAUGGACACCAACCAAACUUUGUAUUGGUCAAACAAGACAAAGUAUCAAGAGAUAGUUGUAGAUGGAUGUGUAGUAUGGCAUUGCUAUGUAAGAGAGUAUUUGCAUUUAUUUCAAAUCACAUCUUUACCGAUAUUGUAAUGGAUGCUUCCAAAGACACUUGGUGUCAUAUCACCAACAACAACAACUAUUGUCUCUUAAAAAAACCAAAGACACUGACAAUAGUCUCUCCUAGAUCACCUUCAGCAUCACUAUUCUUUAUGAACAGUACACAAAUACCCUUUGCCAAACCAUUUUUCGAGAAUGUUGAAAAGCUAUACAUCAACGAACCACUCUUAUUUGCAACACCUGCGCCUAUCACUUUGUUGAUCAAUUUGAUGCCAAAUCUCAGAUCGGUUAGUCUCAGUGGUCGAGUUACCGAAUCAGUUUUGAUCAACCUUUUCAACACAGGGGCACAUCUGAAAUCAAUCAACUUGGAAAGGGUAGGUGUAAGGAAACUUAGUACUGUGGAUCCAACCGGCUCUGAGGAUGAGCAUUUUUAUUAUUAUGAAAGUCCUUUUAUAUUUGGCAGUCUUAUUCAACCGACAUCAUGUCUUACCAAGAUUAUCCUCCCCAGCCCAUUCGAUUGGAACAGUCUCAGUAAAGAGGUCAAAAGAAAUCUUCAAGUCAUUUCCUACUUUUAUUUUAGUACUACAUCUGAUGCCGAUCCUGUUCUAACGUCAUCAGAUUUUCCAAACCUACGACAUGUUUAUGUAUGGUCAAGUGACAGAGUUUUCAAGCUUCCAAAGAGUGUCGUUAAAUUUACCUUCUACGUCGUUGAAGAUAGAAAAUCAAGAUACAAGUAUAAAUACGAUCACAAUCGUAUAGAUGGCCAUUUGGACAUGAGGUCUCCCAAGGCUUACAAGAUUAUAAUUUUAUCACUAUUCGAUGUUUGUGAAUCAGAGAUCAAAUAUUUAAACAAUAUGGGUUACGGUCAUAUUGGAACAUACAUGCGAUCAAUGAACAACAAAAAAAUAGUUUUUAUUAAAAGAGAUAAUAUUCAAAUUGAGUUAAUAACCAACAAUCAAUUUAAUAAAUAA
This is a messenger RNA of Cavenderia fasciculata, 4725 nucleotides long. RefSeq lists its product as uncharacterized. The record is from RefSeq and is a predicted model, not a curated record. Lineage: Eukaryota; Evosea; Eumycetozoa; Acytosteliales; Cavenderiaceae. The transcript is spliced from 4 exons. Bases 1 to 4725 code for a protein of 1574 amino acids.